CAAAGCAUGUAUUACUGGCCUUACUUUCAAAGGGAGUGCUCCUUCAGAGAGUAACUUGACACUAUGACUUUUUCUGUUUGAUUCUUAGCCUUCAAAUUAAAUUUAUUUCCUGUGUAAGAGCCUUAACAACCAGUCGGACUUCCUCACGUAUCAAGUGUAAUCAGAGGAUGUUUAAUUCUAUGAGGACAGUGCGAAAUCCAUAAAGCCAAGCUGACCUUACGGAAAUAACAACAACUGGCCACAAAUGGUCAUUGUAAGGGGGAUUACGAUGAUCACAUGGAUAUUACUGGUCUCGUUGUUCUGGAGGAGCAUACAAGAUGGAAAUGGCCAAGACAAUGGUAUCAUGCAUUGUGGACCUCAGAAUCUGACAGUUCGCAGCUCUAGCCAGAUGAUCCACGUGACAUGGAAAGUCGAGCCUUCAUGCUCUGCAGUACAGGAUGAGCUGAUCUAUGAGCUGGUGGUUCUGAUAGCAGACGAGCAAGUACAUUAUGCUGAAGUUCCUGUGAAGCCCGAGCAGAUAGAAUCUACUCACUCCUGGAACUGGACGUCCUCUUUGGCAAUGGAGUGUGCUUCAGUCAGGCUCAGGUCCCGAUACAAAAACCAUACAAGCCCAUGGAAACAAGAACGGACCCUUCCUGAGAUGAACACGUCAAAAGAGCCACAGGUUUUUCCAAGGGACAGGAGGCUCAAGGUUGGCAGUAGUUUCACCUUCUGCUGUGUUCUGCCUGCGGGGGAAGUUUUUAAAAAAAUGUAUCUGAAUGGUACUGAUAUGAAGCCUACUAAAAUCAGCAAUCAGAUAUUUGACCUGACUGUCCACCUGGAUCAGCCAUCAAGAGACAGCUGCACUAAUGUGGAAUGUGAAACAACACAAACAAAUAUUGGUGGGGCUUGUGCUUACAUUGGCUACCCACCUCAGGACAGUAACCUUCAGUGUGAAACCCGAAAUCUGACAUCGGUUGAAUGUCACUGGACAGUAGGAAGAACAUCCUCCAGCAAGAUAGGGAGGGAAACAAAGUAUCAGCUACUUGGGAGUCCAUGUAAGGAUCCGUCGAAGGGGACAUGCUCUAAAACAGAGCGAAUAGAUGUUGGUGAGAGAAACUGGACAUUGACAGCAGAAAAUGCGCUUGGGAAGGUGAAUCUUAUAGACACUGCAGACCUGACUAAAAGAGUGCACAUGUUUGCUCCACAGGGAGUGACGGUUUCAGCCGUGAAUGCCAGAAAUGUCAGUCUGAAGUGGGAGUGGAACGUGCAACAGUACUAUAAUCUCAAUAUAACAUGCCAAGUAAACAUCAGCCAUGUUGAAAAAAAUACCAUAAGUGAAAUCUUUGGAGUUGGUCUUAAUUUUGCAGUUUUAAAUUACUUAAUACCAAAUUGGUCAUAUAAUGUGAGAGUACGAUGUGGAACAGCACAGCAUUUCUGGAAAUGGAGUGACUGGAGCAAAAGUGUCAACUUCCACACAAGGGGUGAUGUCCCAGAUGCUCUUGAUGUUUGGAUGCAGAUGAAGGACAACCAGAUAAUAGCCAUCUGGAAAAUGCUGCUGGCCAACCAGAGUCAUGGACAGAUCCUAGACUAUGAAGUGACCUGGGCAAAGGCGACAGAGAGAGAACGACAAAACAGAACCACAGUGGCUCACAACACCCAUAGUGUUGCCCUCAGUGUGGACACCAAUGAAGACUAUAUCAUCACAGUUACAGCUAGGAAUAUAAAUGGCAGCUCAACACCAUCAACCAUCACCAUCCCCAGCCUCAAUUCAGACAGAACAAGAGUGAACACCUCUCGGAUCACUGGCAGCAAUGGUAGCUUCAACCUGUCCUGGUCUGCCAGUCCUGUAGCCAGCUGUGGCUACAUAGUGGACUGGAGUCCUACGUUAGGGCACUGCAUUGUGGAGUGGCUGAAAGUGUCUCCCAGUGAGAGCAACGCCAUUGUAUUUUCAAAAAACUUCAAGGACGGAGUGAGAUACUCAUUGUCCAUAUAUGCCUGCACCCCGGGAGCCCCUGUGCUACUAGACAGAAGAGAGGGCUAUGUCCACGAAGAAAGAAUACAAGAUGGCCUGUUUAAAACGCUUGAGGGAAAACAGCAGGAUUCCGAUUUUGUAGUAUCCUGGGACCCUGUAUCUCUGAGAGAGCAGACUGCUUUUAUCCAAGGCUAUGUCCUGUAUUAUACAGACAACAACAAAGUCAUCAAUUUCAGCACAGAUGAUCCUGCGGCCACCAGCCUGACAGCAAGAGGCCUUAAGAAUGGUACCUACACAUUCACAGUGAAGGCAAAGACAGCUGUUGGAGAAUGUGGUGAUACACCCAUUACUUCCACCUUGAAUUCUCCGAGUGAUGACUUGAUCAGUGCAGUCGUCAUUUCCCUGGUCGCUGUUUUUGGUUUCCUUACCCUCCUCACUAUCGUUUGCUUCAGACACUGGACAUGUAUCAAACAGAAGGUCUACCCUCCAAUCCCAAAGCCAGUUCUGACAUCACCGGGUAAAUUUACAUGUCCUCUUUAUGUGGAUCAGUAUCACCACAGUGAAGCAGAUAUCGUGGAUGUUGCGGAACUGCACUGUAGUGAAGGAGCAACAGUAAAUGGUUAUAUCAGCCAGGAGAACAUGCCAUUUGUUUUUGCACAAACUCCAAAGGGUUACUACAACCAGCCCCUGAAAAAGUCCACUCCACCACCCCUCCCCUUACCCACUACAGCCAUCCCCUCUCAGUCAGUGUUACCAUCUUCUCCCUUCAGAAGUUUAUUUCCAAACCUGUCGUACAACCUGACGAUGCAGCCUGGAGAUCAGCAGUCUUACUCAGGUCCUGAGCUCCAGGAGGGAUCAUCUUUAGAGAUUAGCUCUGGCGGAUACCAGCCUCAGGGUCACACAGAAAUCUUCACUAUGAACCAGACAGAAGAGGACCCAGGGAGUCCAAUGUCCUGUGUCUCCACUUACAUUUUGUUACCAAAGUCACCUUCCAGAUAACUGCUGAAUGCAUAGCUUGUGUGAGAUGUUAUAAGUAGGGUAGCCAGAAAAAGGAACUUUAACGUGAACACAUAACAGUGUUAUUUUAAGCCUACUUUUAGCCAUGCUAGGAGCAUUGCUCUAGGGAUGGCAAUGUCUGUUUGUCCACUACUUUGGUCUUGACUGAAAGAGCUCAACAACAAGUUGAUGGGCUACUAUAAAUUCAAAAGCUAACAGACAUUCAAGACCCUUUACUUUUUACCAACGUAAAAAAUACCUGCUGAACAUCAACAUGCUAGCUUUGUCAUUGUGAACAUGUUUAUAUGCUGAUGUGACCAUUUAUCUCAAAGCACUGUCUCAUAGACUCUUUGGUUAUAUCCAGAAGCAUUUACUCAAAGGAAACUGGACUUGCUUUAGAUUCUUCAAGUCAUUAAGCCUUCUUAUUCUUAGUUUCUGACUGACUAGUGGAGAGUCCCAGGCAUUUAACCUCUGUGGAGUCAUUUAAGGUGCCAGUAUACUCCGUCAGAAGUACUUGUUGGAUGGCUGAAUAGCUUUGGAAACCCGCUGCCCAUUCAUUCUUGACACAACUGUUUCCAUCACUUUUCAUGUGAUCAACUGGUACAACGUGAUUUUGCCAAGUAGGACAUGCUCCUGGAUCAGCAUCCCAGAUCCCAUUUCAACAUUGCAAUCAACCAAUCACAGCUCUCUGACAUCAUCAGUGUGCUGCUCCUGUGCCUCUUUCAAAAUUUAUUUGUGCUUUUUCAGAGCUAAGCUAGUUUUCGAAAUUGACAUUGACAAAAACCUUAUGAGCUACUGCAGGGUUAGCGAGUUAGUUUGCUAACUAAGUUGGUUAUGCUAACCAGUAAACUUGCCAAUAGACUAGAAUAUUAGCGAGUUGCUAACAAGGCUAUGCUAGAUUACCAAUAGGCUAAAAUAUUAUUCAAUAAUAUUAUAUAGGGUUAUGUCAUUUUGCAGUUGCAAAGACCUGCCAGGGACACAUCCCCCCUCCUUUUUAAUAGCCUAUUCAAAACUAUGUGUUUUGAUCCAGGACCAUCACUGCAAUGUUGACCCUGGAUAAUUUGUUGAUCCAGAACCAUCAUCUUCAUCCAGCCUAAUUUGUUUAAUCCAGGGACAUCAUUGCCAUGUUGAUCCAAGAUAACUUGUUUAUGUUGAUCCAGGACCAUUACUACUAGGUUGAUGUUGACAUAAAAAAAAAAAAAAUCCAGAAUCAGUGUGAUGAUGAUGAUGGUCCUGGCUAAACUUAACCAAAUUUAUCCAGGAUUAACAUGGAAAAAAGGAGGGAAACUGCAGGAAUUUGCAACAAAAAAUGCUAUCAUCCUACUCUUUGUUACUGAACAAUAAUUUAGUCUAUUGGCAAGCUUACUUGCUAUAGCCAACCUAGAUGGCAAGUGAACUCACUAA
This is a messenger RNA of Epinephelus moara (kelp grouper), 4354 nucleotides long. RefSeq names its product leukemia inhibitory factor receptor-like. NCBI's taxonomy places the organism in Eukaryota, Metazoa, Chordata, Actinopteri, Perciformes, Serranidae. The transcript has 18 exons. Gene Ontology annotation, cellular component: membrane. Gene Ontology annotation, molecular function: cytokine receptor activity; protein binding. The record is from RefSeq and is a predicted model, not a curated record. Bases 245 to 2953 code for a protein of 902 amino acids.